CUUGAAGAGGAACUUUAACGCUUGAAGAAUGAUGAUCACUUCCACGCUCAAGCCCACUGGUAUUAUGUAGCAGUACGAUAAUUCCGUCCAGCUUCAUUCAUCGUCAGAGUUUCCGAUAUAGUUGGACGUUGCCUAUAAUAAUAUAACCACACAAGAUGAGAACGAAUUCAUUUAAUAGUCUUUCGCUUAAUAUUACUAUCAUUCUAUCUCUUCUGAUUUACAUUCAAUCUCAAUCAAAUUCCAUCACAGAUGCCAAAAAACACAAGCCAAAGAAAUCAUGUCAGUCUCGUCCAGCCAAAGAAAACACUUGGAAUCUAAAGUCUCAUUCGAGUGGGAAUAAUCUUAUUAACUUCUUUAAUUUUGAGACUGCUAAUGACGGAAGUCAAGGAGGUAUAGCCAAAUAUGUUGAUCUUGAAGAAGGAUACGAUUCUUCAAUGAUCGGAUCAAACAAUGGAGCUCUAUAUUUUGGAGUGGAUACUACUCCGUAUAGUGAAAAUCGAAAAUCAUUUCGUCUUUCUUCCAAACAAACUUUUUCGGCUGGAACUUUAGUGGUUGUAGAUGUAUUACAUAUGCCUGCCACUUGUGGUUCAUGGCCAGCAUUAUGGACAGUAGCUAAAGAAGCUGAAUGGCCACAACAAGGAGAAAUCGAUAUUAUUGAGGGUGUUAAUAUGUUUACUCAAAAUUCAAUCUCGGUUCAUACCAAACCUGGGUUUUGGAUGAAAUCUACUGGAUUCCAUUCUAAGUUCAUGUUAGAUGGUGAUCAACAAACUAAUUGUGAUGUAGCAGCUACAGAUGAUCAAGGUUGUGGUUUACGGGAUACGAACCAGACUUCUUUUGGUGAACCGUUUAAUGCCGCAGAAGGUGGUGUACAUGUUUUAGAAUGGACUACCGAUUCCAUCAGUAUUUACUUCUUUCCUCGUGGAAAGAUUCCAGACGAUAUUUCAUCUGGUUAUCCAUCUAGAUCACCAUCAUGGGGUCAACCUACUGCUAAAUUUCAAGGAAGUGGUGGUCAAUCAACUUCUGAUUAUUUUAAAGACCAUGUUCUUGUGGUCAAUACCAACUUAUGUGGAAAAUGGCCAGAAUCUAUUUGGAACUCUGAUGCAUCUUAUGCUGGUCAACCAAAGAGUUGUGCUGCUAUAACUGGACAUGAUACUUGUCAAGAUUUUAUUACUAAUGCAGGUGAUAAGUUAGAUGAGGCUUAUUGGGCUAUCAAGUCUGUGAAGGUUUAUAACUAAGAUUUGGUGAUGGUUUUUGUGUAAGGCUUAGGACCUUGACCGUAGUUUUGGUUUCUUUAUUCCAAUUUCAAUUUCUUUUUAUGUUACACUUUAUUAACCUUGAGUGAAGUAUUCUGAUUCAGACACAAACUUUGACACACAUAUGUAUUUCUAUAACCCAUUUGUUUUGUCACAAGGAUUUGUUUGUUGUCUCUUUAAAUUGUUUUCUUACUCUGCUGAUUGCAUAUUGCAUAGUCAUUUGUCGUUUCUCAGGGAUUUACAUGAGCUUUUUUGAAAUAUAUCAUUUCACGUGUUAUGAUAAAAAAUUCCAAGAUGAGUGACCCUAU
Messenger RNA from Melampsora larici-populina 98AG31, 1561 nucleotides. RefSeq names its product family 16 glycoside hydrolase. The transcript is spliced from 10 exons. The record is from RefSeq and is a predicted model, not a curated record. Gene Ontology annotation, molecular function: hydrolase activity, hydrolyzing O-glycosyl compounds. Gene Ontology annotation, biological process: glucan catabolic process. The coding region runs from base 156 to 1235 and encodes 359 amino acids. Lineage: Eukaryota; Fungi; Basidiomycota; Pucciniomycetes; Pucciniales; Melampsoraceae.